UAUUCAACACGAAUCCACAAAUCAUUUUCAACUCUGCUCUACAUAAAACAUUUGAAUUUCAAGACAGAUAAAACAACAAAAAUAUUCACAGGAAUUUGUUGUUGAUGCAGGCAAUUUCAUGUAAAAGAAACAAUUCGUUUUUCGUCUCACAUCCUUUUGUUGUUAUCUUUUUUACAAUAUAUAUUUUUUAUUUCUUUCCCAGAACUUCCACAGAGAUAGACAUCAAAUGUGGUCAACAAUCAUGAAUUAUUCAUGCACAAUCUGGAAAGUGCUUGUUUUGGUUUUCUUAUGUUUACUUCUCAUCAGCAAUACAAUAGAAUGUCAACGACCGAGCUCUGGUGGACGAAUGGAUGUAUAUAUUGCAGGAUUCUUCCCAUAUGGUGAUCGUGUCGAGAAUGCCGACAUAGGACGUGGUGUUAUGCCAAGUGUCAAAUUAGCUCUUGAUCAUGUCAAUGAACAUUCUACAAUUUUAAGGAAUUAUCGUCUUCAUAUGUGGUGGAAUGACACUGAAUGUAAUGCUGCCGUAGGUGUGAAAUCAUUUUUUGAUAUGAUGCACAGCGGUCCACAUAAAUUGAUGCUCUUUGGUGCUGCCUGUACACAUGUUACUGAUCCAAUUGCAAAAGCUUCGAAGCACUGGCACUUGACACAAUUAUCAUAUGCUGACAUGCAUCCAAUGUUCACAAAAGAUGGCUUCCCAAAUUUCUUUCGAGUAGUUCCGAGUGAAACGGCAUUUAAUGCUCCACGACUUGCAUUGUUGAAGGAAUUCAAUUGGACUCGAGUCGGUACUGUUUAUCAAAAUGAGCCAAGAUAUGCUCUGUCUCACAAUCUCUUGGUUGCUGACUUUGACUCAAUUGGAAUUGAUGUUGUUGAAACGCAAAGUUUUGCCACGGAUGUUAAGGAAGCUUUACAGAAAUUGCUGGAAAAGGAUGUUCGAAUUAUUUUGGCAAACUUUAAUGAGUUUUGGGCACGAAGGGUGUUUUGUGAAGCGUUUAGGCUUGAAAUGUACGGUCGAGCAUAUCAAUGGCUCAUCAUGGGACCUUCACGAAAGGAUUGGUGGAAAGUUAAUGACACUGAUUGUACGCUGGAUGAGUUGAAGCAGGCACUUGAAUCAACAAUAGCAACAGAUUUAUUACCACUGUCCACGUCUGGAGAUAUAACUGUGUCGGGAACGACAGCAGAUGAGUACUUAAAGGAGUAUAAUAGGCGUCGUGGAAAUGAAUACUCACGUUUUCACGGAUAUACCUAUGACGGUAUAUGGGCCGUUGCUCUCGCCAUUCAAUACGUUUCACAAAAGAAUCACGAAUUUUUGGAGAAAUUUCAGUAUCGCACAAAAGAGUGGGAGACAUUGUUCCUUGAAGCACUAUCAAAUACUAGCUUUGAAGGCGUCACAGGUCCUGUUCGUUUCUAUAACAAUGAGAGGAAGGCAAGCUUUCAACUGAAUCAAUUCCAAAAUGGUGAAGAAGCCAAAAUUGGCGAAUACAGUUCAUUGCAAUCACAUUUGGAUUUAACAAGAGGAAAAUCAGUGAAAUGGUUCGGACGUUCACCACCAAAGGAUAGAACAAUGAGAAUUAUUGAGCAUGCUCAAGUAAACUUGACUGUUUAUAUAAUAUUAGCAAGUUGCUCCGUGUUAGGAAUCGUACUCGCAAUUAGUUUUCUUAUUGUGAACAUAAAAUUCCGUAAUCAACGCUACAUCAAAAUGUCGAGUCCUCAUUUAAAUAACUUGAUUAUUAUUGGCUGCAUUUUAACCUACAUGAGUGUAAUAUUUUUGGGCUUAGACAGCGGUUUGAGUAGCAUUACAGCAUUCCCGUAUAUUUGCACAUCACGUGCCUGGUUAUUAAUGGCUGGCUUCUCACUUGCAUUUGGUGCAAUGUUCUCGAAAACAUGGCGUGUACAUUCAAUUUUCACGGAUCUCAAAUUGAACAAGAAAGUAAUUAAGGAUUAUCAAUUAUUUAUGGUUGUCGGUGUACUAUUGGCAAUUGAUAUUGCGAUCAUGACAACGUGGCAAGUAGCUGAUCCAUUUUUCCGUAUGACAAAGCAAAUGGAACCAUAUGCACAUCCGUCAUUAGAAGAUGUUAUCAUUGUUCGUGAGAAUGAAUAUUGUCAGUCAGAACAAAUGAACAUAUUUGUUGGUAUCAUUUAUGCCUAUAAAGGAAUGCUUCUUAUUUUCGGAGCUUUUCUUGCAUGGGAGACACGAAAUGUCUCUAUACCAGCCCUAAAUGACUCUAAGCAUAUUGGAAUGUCAGUCUAUAAUUGCGUGAUUAUGUGUGUGAUGGGUGCUGCAAUAGCAUUGGUCUUAUCUGAUCAAAAAGAUGCCGUCUUUGUCCUGAUUUCUAUUUUCAUUAUAUUCUGUACGACAAUGACGUUAAUCCUCGUUUUUGUACCAAAGAUAAUUGAAUUGAAAAGAAAUCCGAGUGGCGUAAUAGAUAAGCGUGGCCGUGCGACUUUACGUCCAAUGUCAAAGGCAGAUCGUCGUGACUCGUCAGCAUGCGAAUUAGAGCAGAAGCUACGAGAUGUUAAAUCCAAUAACUGUCGUUUCCGAAAAGCUUUAAUGGAUCGUGAAGCGGAAUUACAAGCACUGAUAAGGAAAUUGGGUCAAGAAGCAUCAAAUUGGCUUGAUGGUGGAACGAGUGAGACAGAACCGAUAUUAAAGGAUCAAGGAAGAUUAUCAGUUGGUCCCAUUCGUAAGGAUCUUCCAAGUCAGACAGAACUCACAAGUAUAGGAAGUUGCAUAUCAAGUCAUGAGGAUCUUGAUAAUGGACCGAGCACACCGGAUGCAAAGAAGAAACGUGUCAGCAUUCAGAGCAUGCAACAAGACAAGAAUAAAAUGAGCAAUUCUAUAUCGCAGACGAAAAUGGCAGAGCCAAAGGUUGUAUCAACUCAAACAAUAAUCUCAUCGACCAACAAAACGGUAGAUGUUAAACCACAGCUGGUACAAGCACAAACGCCUGACCACAAAGCAUAUGUAACAGAAAUGCGGAAAGAGUUGUCGGAAGCAUCAACUGCAACACCUACUUGGUCUCCAACUCACAAUGGGCAUUUCGUGGAUUAUGAUCCAUAUCAGGCAACAAAUCUAACAAAAUACAACACACAAAUGAAUACGAUGACAUUAUCAAAUUCAGAAUUGAACAACAUAUGUCCGCAUGGAAAAGGCAGCACAAAAAAUCUUAAUUCAGUUGAGCAACGACGAGUUAGUAUGGGAGCGGCAAUGAAAGGCAAUUUUGUUGUAUCACAGAGUGAUUUAUGGGACACUCAGACUUUAUCACACGCCAAACAACACUCGCGACAUUCACCACGAAAUCAACAAGGCCGAUGUCCAGAUCAUACAUAUGUAAAUGCUCCAAUACAGCAACAACAGCAAAUAUCACAAUCUACACCUUCCUCAUCACAUGCCACAACGCCGCAGCAUGAGCAGUACGAGAAUGGAUCCCCUGGUGCCAUCUCUACAGGUAGCACAAGUGGCAUAAUGCAACGUAGUGUCUCGGAAAAGAAUCGAAAGCAUCGUCAUAAGCAAAAGAUUGCAGUAUGUCAGAGUGAAACAGACAGUGAACGUGAACAGCGAACGGCACAAUUGUGUGCACAGAAUCGUAAGCUGAUGAAAUCACAUCAUUCACAUCAUCAAUCGACGCCAAAUGUUGCGCCAGACGGUAGUCAGACAAGUAUCAAAUCACAUAAGCAUAGAUCAAAGAGUCGCGAUCAUCAUCAUCAUCAUAGGUCAUCAUCAAAUAUGCACGGUGCAUGUUCCGAAUCGGAAUUGCUUGAUAGUGACACUGCAAUACUGCCCAUUUUUAGAAAAUUAUUAACAGAAAAAGAAUCUAGAUAUAGGCCAAGUAGAAAUGUAGGAGCAAGUUGUCCCAAUAUAUCCAUUAAAUGUGAUAUUGUUGAAUAUUUGUAAAAAAAAAAACAUUAUGUAAGGAUUGACUAUUGCAAUUUAUUUGUGGUAGUUGAUGAUUCGAAGAGGAGAUAAAAUAUUUAGAAUCAAUGAAAUUAUGGACUUGGAAUUCUGGAUUUUGGGAUGGUUGGUGCGUAUUUUUGGUAUCGAUUGAAGUUUGAAAGUCUUUUGUGUUUGAGUUGCUUCAAGUUAUGAGGUCUACUUCACGGUAAAUGUGUUGAAGCACAUUACUGGCAGCUAUGAUGGAGCUUUUUGUGAGAAUGUAGCAUGCUAAAUCUGUACUAUGGAUGCUUAAUAACAGCCCAACACGUUUAGUGGUGUCAGAACAAUCAAACCUAGAGUGUCGAACAAUGUGUAAGCGAAUCUGCCAGUUCAAGAGUAAGGCAUCUGUUGGAUUACUGAUUAGCAACUUAAGUUCCUUUAGGAACGUGGGUUCGAUUCUCGAUACCAAGCCGAUUUUCUCAAUCAUUACAAAGAGCGUUGUCGAUUUGAGUAAGAUUCGGACAAUACGAAAGGGAAAAAAAACUAUAAAAAUUAGAUCUAAGCGCAAAAUCAAACCAAUUCUACAAAUUGAAAAUUCAGCAAAAUAUCCACAACUUUCAAACUAAGGAAAUGAAAAAAAAAUCCCUACCAACCACUCAAAUCUGAUUCCCAGUCCAAAUCAUAACUCAAUAGAGAGUGAAACUUUUCAAUUUUCGAGAAAAAAAAAUGUCAAUCAAGGGAUUUGUGUAAGUAAAACUAAUCAAACAACUUUUUUAUUUCAAAUGAGAAAAAAACCAUUUUUGUCAUUAAAAAUUUACGAAAACAAGUUUUUUAACAUAAAAGUGAACUAGGAAAUAGCCGUGAAACUUUUUUGAGUUCAAAUGGAAUUUUUAAAAGCAAAAUGCAAUAGUUUUUAAAUAAAAUAAAAUAAAUUAAGGAUGUAACAAGCAUUUGAGACCUCAUCGAAAAGAGUUUUAGUUGUGAAUUGCUUUACAUAAUAAUCUCUAAUCUAUAACUUUAUCUCUCUCUUUGCUCAACGUAGUGGACUAAGACUUAUCAAAAGAGACGAAAAAAAAUGAAAUUUUAUGAACGCUUAAGGAAUUUUUAAGGCAAAGAAUUAAGAAAAUUCUAAUUGAAUUGACGGAUAAGAAGUUAAAUUAUUUAGUAGCUAAUAAAAAAAUUAAUUAAUCGUGAAAAAGACGAGCAAUAAAUUGUGUGCAAAAAAAGAUCCCGAGGUAAGGUUGCUAUUGUGUAUGCCAGGAAAACCAAAUAUAGUAAGUAAAUCUAAGUCAAAGGAGCUAGAUCAGUGCUUCUCAAACUAUGCUUGACGACACACUACCGUGUUGCUGUCAAAAAAAGUUUUGGAAACACUGUCCCAGAAUAAACUAGAUUAGUACCUGGACUAUACAAAGCAACAAACCUCAGAAAGGAAGUGAUUCUCAAGAGGAACACAUAAAAUCAUCCAUGAAAUAGAUUUUUACAAUUCCAACUUGAGCAUCCUUCCAUUUUUAUAAUUCAGCUAUAUUUAAAAGAUUAAUUUACUUAAUUUUAUCCCAAUUACUCCACAACAUCCCCAAUUUAGAAUCAAUUACCGAAACCAAGCAAUUAAAGUAUUUCCACGAAAUUUUAAUCACGAUUUAAAAUCAAUUACCGCAUUUGAAUUCGGUUUGAAAUCAUUUUAUUAAUCUUAUUCUUGAUGAUUUGUAUUUUUCCUUCCUGAAUUAUUAUUGCCUGAACUUGUACCUUAUAAGUAAGAUUAUCAUUUUCCUCCACAGCUGCAUGGCAUUAUUAUUUAUUUACCGCAGCAAUUAUUUAUGAGAAAUGUCUUCCUAUUAAUCCUCCAUGCGAUGAUGAACUGGUGAGAAUAGUCACAUUUUAAAGGGUGGUAUAUAGAUGUGGGUAUGGCCAUAAAUACCUACUAUAACCAUGUUGAAUGAAAUAAAUAGAAAGUCUAGACACAACAUGGCUAAAGGUUUUCUGGUAAACUUCUAUUUCAACCCUAAAACUAGACCUAACCUAGACAUUCUACUAUUAUAACGAUCUCAAAAAUCACCUCUUACCUUAAACCACCUCCUACCCUAUCCUUACUCCUACCCUAUCCUUACUCCUACCCUAUCCUUACUCCUACCCUAUCCUUACUCCUACCCUAUCCUUACUCCUACCCUAUCUUUACUCUUACCCUAUAUCUCCUCUUAAGUAUCCCCUAGCAUAUAUACUAGGUUUGUGUAUAUUUAUAAAGCUAGUGUAAGGUGGAGAGGCAAGGAAAGAUGAAGAAUUAUACCGAGAAACUCACCCUGCAUACGAAAAAAAAAAAAAAAAAAAAAAAAAAAAAAAAAAAAAAAAAAAAAAAAAAAAAAAAAAAAACCUUUACCUAUUCAG
Molecule: messenger RNA, 6250 nt
Organism: Chironomus riparius
Lineage: Eukaryota; Metazoa; Arthropoda; Insecta; Diptera; Chironomidae
Source: the annotation of a GenBank genome assembly